AUGUCUCUGGCAAUGAUGGACCCUGGAUUAGGUUUGCCGGGUCUGGAGACCUUCAGAGCGGAGGUUUGUAACCAGACUCAUACAAAUACUGCGGACUCCCAAGCAGUCACGGGACUUGUUGAAGCUCCCUCAUAUGGCCCCGCAAACGAGGCGACGGAUAGAAAAUGUCUUCGCAUCGGUAAAUCACUUCGUUGCGGGCAGGCUUCCUGUGGAUACACUUUGCUCGCUGCUCUGGCGUCGAUAGCAGCACUUGUAACAAUAUUGUACGCAUGUUUUCGCGUCUACAACAGGGCGAAAAUGUGGCGAACGCAGCGCCGUCGUCUUUCCGACACCGAGUCCGACACCUCAGAAACAUAUAUCUUUGGCCUCUGCGACUACUCUUCCGAUGAAGGUACUUCGGUGGCUCCUGAAAGUUCUCAAGAGACAUAUGCACCGGCAAGUAAAAGGCCACGGAUGGAAGGAGUGCAGCAGGUGGGACAUACAACUGGUAGACCUCAGCAGCCACAAACGGCUAUCCACGUGAGUGUGAUCAAGUUUCAGCCCAGAAGUCAAGACCACAGCGAACCACAACGAAUAUCGCCACCUCACACUUUGGCCACACCAUCACUCUCAGCACUCGUGCAGACUGAAAUGCAUCACCAACCAGUUGGUGGUCUAUGGAGGCCGGCUUUUGCGCAGGAAGCUGCUUUAGGUCGUGGCGGAGGCGUGGGGCAGCAGGGUACUGUCCAGAGAGGGGCCACUAUAGGAGUUCAGUCAGUUGGUGGUCUAUGGAGGCCGGCUUUGGCGCAGGAAUCUGCUUUACAUCGUGGCGGAGGCGUGGGGCAGCAGGGUACUGUCCAGAGAGGGGCCACUAUAGGAGUUCAGUCAGUUGGUGGUCUAUGGAGGCCGGCUUUGGCGCAGGAAUCUGCUUUACAUCGUGGCGGAGGCGUGGGGCAGCAGGGUACUGUCCAGAGAGGGGCCACUAUAGGAGUUCAGUCAGUUGGUGGUCUAUGGAGGCCGGCUUUGGCGCAGGAAUCUGCUUUACAUCGUGGCGGAGGCGUGGGGCAGCAGGGUACUGUCCAGAGAGGGGCCACUAUAGGAGUUCAGUCAGUUGGUGGUCUAUGGAGGCCGGCUUUGGCGCAGGAAUCUGCUUUACAUCGUGGCGGAGGCGUGGGGCAGCAGGGUACUGUCCAGAGAGGGGCCACUAUAGGAGUUCAGUCAGUUGGUGGUCUAUGGAGGCCGGCUUUGGCGCAGGAAGCUGCUUUAGGUCGUGGCGGAGGCGUGGGGCAGCAGGGUACUGUCCAGAGAGGCGCCAAUAUAGGAGUUCAGUCAGUUGGUGGUCUAUGGAGGCCGGCUUUGGCGCAGGAAGCUGCUUUAGGUCGUGGCGGAGGCGUGGGGCAGCAGGGUACUGUCCAGAGAGGCGCCAAUAUAGGUGUUCAGUCAGUUGGUGGUCUAUGGAGGCCGGCUUUGGAGCAGGAAGCUGCUUUAGGUCGUGGCGAAGGUGUGGGGCAGCAGGGUACUGUUCAGAGAGAGGCCAAUAUAGAAGCUGAGUCAGUUAGUAGUGCAUGGAGGCCGGCUUUGGCGCAGGACGCUGCUUUAGGUCGUGGCGAAGAUGUGGGGCAGCAGGGUACUGACCAGAGAGGCGCCAAUAUAGGAGUUCAGUCAGUUGGUGGUCUAUGGAGGCCGGCUUUGGAGCAGGAAGCUGCUUUAGGUCGUGGCGAAGAUGUGGGGCAGCAGGGUACUGACCAGAGAGGCGCCAAUAUAGAAGUUCAGUCAGUUGGUGGUCUAUGGAGGCCGGCUUUGGAGCAGGAAGCUGCUUUAGGACGUGGCGAAGGUGUGGGGCAGCAGGGUACUGACCAGAGAGGCGCCAAUAUAGGAGUUCAGUCAGUUGGUGGUCUAUGGAGGCCGGCUUUGGAGCAGGAAGCUGCUUUAGGUCGUGGCGAAGGUGUGGGGCAGCAGGGUACUGACCAGAGAGAGGCCAAUAUAGAAGCUGAGUCAGUUAGUAGUGCAUGGAGGCUGGCUUUGGAGCAGGAAGCUGCUUUAGGUCGUGGCGAAGGUGUGAGGCAGGCUGCCCGUCUUCCAGUGGCCGAGCCAAUGGGACCUGGAAAUACGCAGCGUCACAUUUUCCUUUUCGAUGCUCAGUCCGGUGUCCCGGUCAGUUUUCUCCCAUCUGCUGGCACAUCCGAUUCUGACAGUGAUGAAAGGAGCAGCACAGCAGGCACUCAGAAUGCGCCUAUUCUCGCAUCUCUAUUGACCCCCUCUGCUAUACAAGAAGACUAUCUUUCACACCCAUUUGCCCGGCUGCCAGUUGUGCGCAGCCCUCGGGGUCAUUUCUUUGUAGACUUUGAAACGGCAUUGUUCACUGAUAAUGUUACCCAAAACCCCUUGCCAUUGUUGCGCUUGGUACAUGGCCUGCUGAGUCAACGAGAAAUUGCCGGGGAUCAGCUGGAGUUCCUAGCGACAUUGGGAAGUAAGCUGGCGGCCCACGCCGUGAAGUUUCAUAAGCAGACACUGAAGUACGCUACGGCAUCCCGUGCAUGCGAGAGAUUGGGGGCCCGCUUCUUGGUUCUCGAUGCAAUUGUAUCCACUGUUAUAGUGCUGGAACAGAAGGUCUCUCUACAGUUGUGGAGAAAUUUUGUUUCAAGUAUAAACCACGAAUACCCCCAGCCCCCUUCAUCGCUGGCAAGCAGAGGACGGAGGCUCUUUCUUGCGAACUUCGCUCUGCUUCUAAGUAAUGCGGUACAAACGCUAAAGAUGGGAUUUCGCCCUUCUGCUGAAGAACUUGUGCUUCUGAAGCGCAUGCUAUUCUGCGCACCGUACUCCCCUCCACGUUACAAAGUGGAAGGCUAUGACGCAUGGAGAUUUAGUGAGCUUGUGCAUCAGGGAUCAACAGGCACUCCUGGUACACGAUCGGCUGAAAUGUUAAGUGCAGUGUCCAGUGGAGCCUCUUGUGACAACGCUUCAAGGCCUUGUCCUGGGACAUCUGCCAGACUCAUUGCUAGAGCUAGAGCUAAAACGCCUCCUAGGACCCUUGGUGAGAAAUCUGGCUCCUCCGCAGGAAGCCCUGCAGGAUCAUCUAAACCUGCUGGAGCCUCUGCCAAACUCCCCGCGGGAACCGAUAUCAGCUUUUUAUAUGAAGUGCCUGUUCUGACUUUAAGUGGAGCCUCUAGGGAGCCCUUCUCCGGCGUAUUUCCCAAAACUUCUGAUGGGAUGAGUCUGGAAUCACGUAGUGGGAAUGCCUUUCGUACAGUAAGGAGGCGCCAUGAAGGUGUUGGAAAGCCACGUCUAUCUGGACCCGCCGCUAGAAUUGAAUCACAUUCUCCGGGGCCAGUUAGCUCCAGUGAGCACCUUCCUGGACCCUCCACUAGUGGAAGCUAUUUGCCUCCUUUGGCCUCUGCCGAAACUUCCGCGGGAAUUUCAAGUCUACCCCUUUCGCCUUACCUUUUACCUUUGCUGUACCUUUUGCUGGAAUGCCUUCUGGAACGUCUUCUGGACCAUCUGUUGGAGGGCCUCCCGAAGCGUCUCCUGGACUUUUUGCGUUGCCUGUUGUUGGUGGACAUGUUGGUGGACAUGUUGGUGGACAUUUUCCAGUGCAGCAACCUACUGAUUCUCUCACUGGACCGUCUGCCGCGCGCCUCACUGAACCAACUUUUGGAUCUGCUGUUGGGUCUCCCGUAUUUUAUGCUCAAGCGCCUAUGGGCGCAUAUGGUACGCCCGUUGCUCUUCCUGUCGGUUUCCCCUUUGGUGGGCAGAUUGCUGGCCUUGAAGCUUUGGGAAGUAUGCAUACGAGAGCGUCUGUGGAGACUCAUGGUAGCUCUGAUGAUGGCGCUUCUGGAAGCACUGAAACUGCUCGUAUCUUUACUGAAGGAAGUACUCAGAGUGAUUUUGAUACCUCUUCUGGAAUAUCUGGUGGGGGAUUCGCUGGAGCCUCUAAAUCGCCAGCUUCCGACGAAUAAAGGCCAGAUCCUUUGCUUCCACCUCGCACCUAUACUUAAAAUGGAGCAUCCACCAACAGCUGUACUAAUUUCGUCAGGGCACCAGUAA
Molecule: messenger RNA, 4023 nt
Organism: Eimeria tenella
Lineage: Eukaryota; Apicomplexa; Conoidasida; Eucoccidiorida; Eimeriidae
Exons: 2
Coding region: 1-4023 (1340 amino acids)
Source: RefSeq, a predicted model, not a curated record